Messenger RNA from Temnothorax curvispinosus, 1867 nucleotides. RefSeq names its product ras-related protein Rab-21 (gene Rab21). The record is from RefSeq and is a predicted model, not a curated record. Gene Ontology annotation, biological process: Rab protein signal transduction. The coding region runs from base 13 to 708 and encodes 231 amino acids. The transcript is spliced from 4 exons. Gene Ontology annotation, molecular function: GTP binding; GTPase activity. NCBI's taxonomy places the organism in Eukaryota, Metazoa, Arthropoda, Insecta, Hymenoptera, Formicidae.
UAGUCCGGGAUUAUGGCCAGUCCGGUGGUCGGCACCGGAUACAAUUUCAAGGUGGUUCUGCUCGGCGAGGGAUGCGUCGGCAAGACUUCGGUCGCCCUGCGAUACGUCGAGGACAAGUUCAACGACAAGCAUAUCAGCACGCUACAGGCGUCGUUCCUGAAUAAGAAGCUGAACAUCAACGGGAAAAGAGUGAACUUGGCGAUAUGGGACACCGCCGGGCAAGAAAAGUUUCACGCCUUAGGACCAAUUUAUUACAGAAUGUCUAAUGGGGCCAUUCUCGUUUACGACAUUACGGAUGAGGAUACCUUCCAAAAAGUGAAGAACUGGGUGAAGGAGCUUAAGAAGAUGUUAGGUAGCGAAAUUUGCUUAGCGAUAGCGGGUAAUAAAGUGGACCUGGAGAAGGACAGAAACGUUGCCAUAGAGGAAGCAGAAGAGUAUGCCAAACAAGUGGGCGCCAUGCAUUUCCAUACAUCGGCCAAGUUGAACCAGAAUAUCGAGGAGAUGUUCCUGGACCUGACGCAGCGCAUGAUGCAACGCGCGGACGAGGCCGAGCAAAAGUCCACGCUCACGAGGACCAACAGUACGCGUCGCAAUGUCGUGAUGGUUGAGGACGAGGCAGAACAAGCUCAACCGACUAGAAGUUUCUGCUGCGGCAGUGGUGGUGGCGGAGGCGGUGGCGGUGGCGGCGGUAACGGCAGCUUUUCGUAAACCUUUAAAAUAAAUUUUAAUUCGACUACAGAUGAAAGGUCUAAUUUCGAUAAUGUACGAACUAUAUACAGGAUGGUGCAUCUCAAAUGUGACAAAUUUGCCAAUAGUAAUUUGUUACAUUACAAAAUGCUUUAUCCUGUAUGUGUUUGUAGAUGAGUGCGUUAUGUAUGAAUGUGCAUGUGUAUGCCUAUAUAUAUAUAUAUAUAUAUAUGUAUAUUUUUAGCUGUGACAAUUCUUGGAUAGCAAAGAUAUGUAUAUUUGUAUACAUAUAUGUUGGUGGUGGAAGCUGUGACUUUGUGCCCGACAGAUAAAUUUUUCGAAGACAAAUUUUGCACAUGCCACUUUGUUAAAGAGAGAUAAAUUGUUAAUAUUUUCGAUGACGAUUUUAGAUGUGCACACACGUUAUACAACUGUGGCCUUUUUAUUGUCGUUCGUAAACAUUGUGAGAUAAGCUUUUCCUGACAGAUUUGUCUUUCAAGUAUUUUUGUCAUCUUGAAGAGAUCUGUCUUGUGGGGUUUUCGAAGUUUAGCUUCUCAUUUAGUGCAAUCACGAAGCAAUACGUAAUAUCAUCUUCUCUUCCCAAUCGAUCUUUAUAUUUGGUGUGCAUUUUGAUCAUUAUCAUUCCAGGUAGUUUCUUAACUAUGGCGCGAAUGUAAAGUGUUGCUUGAAUUAUGCGAUCAUAAUGAAAAAGAAAAAAUAGUUUGGUAUAGCGGCAAACCUUACUAUCUAGCUGUCUCGAAUGCCUCAAUCUCGAUGUAGUCGCAUACAUUUUAUAAAAGAGCCAGAAAGUAGAAGCCUCGUCCUAAAUUAUUUAAUUUUCCCAUUGUCGUCUUCAAAUUUUCGACUAUAUCUUCGCAAUCCAAAAAUUGCAGCAAGCUUAUUAACUAAGGACUAACUAAUUGCUAGACGACGCGGUCUUGUCGCGAGACGAGGGCAUUUUCAAGGAAGAAAGACUUUCGGCUUUUAUCCAAACGAUAAGUUAUUGUACAUAUUAAGUGCCGAUAAUUUUAUUGUACAAUAUAUUGAUUUGGACCGUAUAUUAAGUAACACGCAAUAUGUUUAUUCAUCUGAAAUUAUAUAAAUUAGUGAUACAAGAGAGUUGUUUAAAUUAUUGUUACUGUAAGUUAUUUUAUGAACAUAAAAUGGUAACUUGUAAUAA